UGUAUGCAGCAUGAGCUCUGUCUGCUAGAAUAAACGCCGCACAAAAUGGAGUAACAGUCCGUCGACGCUGGCUGAAUUACUGGAAUAUCAUCCGUGAAAGAUUAUUUACUUUUGGACAGGUGCAACAUCAAAUCUUCAAAAAUGGGAUACAGAUUAUUUCCAGGUCCUUUAUUUACGUGUUUCGUGGCUCUCCUUCUGUUUCAUGUGAAUACCUUCUGUGCAGAUCUGAGCUACAAUAUUCCGGAAGAAACGAAGCGCCAGUAUGUGAUCGGAAAUAUUGCCAAGGAUCUCAGCAUGGAUGUUAAACUAUUAUCUGCUCGUAAAGCUCGGAUAGACACGGAGGACAGCAGCAAACGGUAUUGUGAUAUUAAUCUGCAUACUGGUGAUCUAAUCGUGGCAGAGACAAUAGACCGAGAGGAGCUUUGUGGAUCUCGAAUGUCCUGCAUUCUCAGUUAUGAGCUCGUACUGGAAAAUCCUCUUGAAGUUCACCGUAUAGUUUUGAAUAUUGAAGAUAUAAAUGACAAUGCGCCACAAUUCCCAAGUGACCGUUUUAACUUUGAAAUCACCGAAUCAGCAGUUAAAGGCCAGCGAUUCCGUUUGCACGAGGCGCAUGAUACGGAUAUCGGACGAAAUGCUGUUAAUAGCUAUUCACUGGAGAAAAAUAAAAAUUUCAUAUUGACUGUACAUGAUACUGCAGACGGAGGGAAAUAUGCUGAACUUGUGUUGGAAAAGGAGCUGGAUCGUGAACAGCAGAAGGAGAUAGACAUGAUUCUCACUGCCACUGAUGGAGGUUCACCGCAGAGGUCUGGCACUGCUGUCAUACACAUCACUGUUCUUGAUGCCAAUGAUAAUGUUCCAGUAUUUAGUCAGCCUGUUUAUAAGGUCACUCUGGCUGAAAAUACACCUUCAGGAACAGAAAUAAUCAGAGUGAGCGCCACAGAUGCUGAUGAAGGUCCAAAUGGAGAAGUGAUGUAUGAAUUCAGCAGAUUGUCAGAUAAGAAUGCAAAAUUAUUUUCUAUUGAUAAGACAACUGGACAAAUUGUGGUUACUGGAGAGAUUGAUUAUGAAAAUGAAAGAAACUAUGAAAUAGGAAUUCAUGCUCAAGAUGCAUCUGGAUUGGCAUCAACUGCUAAAGUCAUCAUAGAUAUAACUGAUGUUAAUGAUAAUCCUCCUAGAAUCAUCCUUAAAUCUUUGAAUAACCCGAUACCUGAAAACUCUGAGCCAGGUACUGAGGUGGGAAUCAUUAAUGUUCAAGACAAAGACUCAGGAGAAAACCGGCAGAUUCGUUGCUCUGUUCAGCAAAAUGUUCCUUUCAAACUGAACCCAUCUGUUAAAAACUAUUUCUCUCUAGUAACUACAAAAGCUCUAGACCGAGAGAAAGAAUCUGAUUACAACAUUACCAUCACAGCCACAGAUGGGGGAUCUCCACCAUUAUCCACCUCCAUGACGAUUCAUUUAUUUGUCUCAGAUGUGAAUGACAAUCCUCCUGUAUUUGAGCAGCAGUCGUACAGUGCUUAUAUAAGAGAAAAUAACAAAGCAGGCACCUCUGUUUGUUCUGUCAGUGCAAAUGACCCAGACUGGAGACAGAACGGGACUGUACUGUACUCUCUGGUACCCAGUGAAGUCAAUGGGGUCACAGUGUCCUCAUUUCUAUCUGUUAAUGGAGAUACAGGGGUGAUUCAUGCUGUAAGAUCAUUUGACUAUGAGCAGUUCAGAAACUUCAGUGUCAAAGUUGUUGCCAGAGACAAUGGUUCUCCUCCGCUCAGCAGUAUCGUGACUGUGAAAGUCUUCAUAACAGAUGAGAAUGAUAACUCUCCACAGAUAUUAUACCCUGUUCCAGAUGGCAAGUCUUUAAUGACUGAAAUGGUCCCUAAAGCGACUCUCUCAGGCUCUCUGGUCUCCAAAGUGAUCGCUGUAGAUGCUGACUCUGGACAGAACGCAUGGCUGUCCUAUCAGAUCUUGAAAUCUACUGAUCCGGGACUUUUCACCAUUGGUCUCCAUAGUGGAGAGAUCAAAACACAACGAGACAUUUCUGAAUCUGACAAUAUGAAGCAGAAUCUUGUUAUUUCAGUGAAGGAUAACGGGCAGCCCUCUCUGUCUACAACCUGUGCUGUGAAUUUACUGAUUUCUGACAACCUUUCUGAAGUUCCUGAACUUAAAGAUAUGACUUAUGAGGACAAUAACUCUAAACUAACGUCAUACUUGAUCAUUGCAUUAGUUUCCGUGUGCACCUUCUUCCUGACGUUCAUCAUACUGAUCUUAGCAGUGAAGUUUUGUCACAGGAGAAAGCCCAGACUGUUGUUUGAUGGAGCAGUUGCUGUUCCCAGCACCUAUCUGCCUCCCAACUAUGCGGAGGUGGAUGGAGCAGGAACUCUCCGCAGCUCCUACAAUUAUGAUGCGUAUCUAACCACAGGCUCGCGCACAAGUGACUUUAAGUUCAUCACGUCUUACAAUGAAAACACGAUUCCUUUCUCUCAAACUUUGUGUGACACAGAAACAACAAACGUAUGUAGUCACACCAGUGGUGAAGAACUCAGCUAUCCCACUCUGGUAAAUUAAUAAUUUGAUUAUUUUAUUUAUGAGUUCUUUAAAAGCAUUUAUAAGAUUGUACAAAGUUUUGAUCUGUGUUGUGUAUCAUCAGCUGCACAGUCAGCAUUAUUUUCUCUCAGAGUUAUAGUCGUUUGAUGUUUUCUAAAAUGUUUAUUCAACAAUUUCAAAAUACAUAUUAAUUUAGCUGUAAAUUCAUAUUAAUUAUAAGAAAGUAUCAGAAAAGAAAUGUAAACCUUUCACUUAAUUGUUUUAAAUAUAUGUUCAAUGUUAUUUAGUGUAUCUUUCAAUCUGUUAUUGUACUGUGGAUGACAUACAAACAAUUACUUGUCUAAUAAAGUUAAAAUUUCAUGAGAAAUUAAUAAAUGUUUUUGUCUCAGUUCUUUUUUCCCUCUCCUAGUAGUACUUCAGGAAAAUUGUCAGUGAUACAUGAUGGUUAUUAUAUAUAUAUAUAUAUAUAUAUAUAUAUAUAUAUAUAUAUAUAUAUCAUUUUGCAUCAGUACAAUGGAGUUAAACUAAAACAUCUAAGUACUCACUUUCUUCCAAACAAGAAAGAAAAAAUAAAUAAAUAAAUCAUUAUUAAAAAACAAACAAACAACCAAACAAAAAAGAAAAAAAAAAAUGCUUAUGCUUAAAAAAAAAGUAUGAUUAGGCCUACUAUUGAUUCUGUUUAACACCAAAUAGUUGUUGUUUUUCAGCUUUAAUGGUUUGAAGGUUUAAUGUAAACAGCCCUAACCUGUUUAAUCUAAUUUUUGUCUUUCAUGCUCUCCUCUGUGAACCAAUGCUGGAUUUUCUUCUAUAGGUAAGAACAACUCUUAUUUACUCUAAAUUAAGUAAGAUGCAUGCUUAUGAUGAAUGAUUCUAAAUUAUGUGUCUAAUAGAGACUGGAAAGCUUGGACAUCUAUAUGGACAAUUGACCAUAAACACAUUAACAGCCUGUUGAUGUAUAGUUUAACAUGUGAAAACUGUAAAGAUGUUAGCUGGUUGAUUCACUGCUGAUGGUGGCUGAUGAAAACAAAAAGGAUUUGUGAGGAGAUU
Ctenopharyngodon idella (grass carp) is the source of this 3585-nucleotide messenger RNA. RefSeq names its product protocadherin beta-16-like. Gene Ontology annotation, biological process: homophilic cell-cell adhesion. Gene Ontology annotation, cellular component: plasma membrane. The record is from RefSeq and is a predicted model, not a curated record. The transcript has a single exon. The coding region runs from base 142 to 2559 and encodes 805 amino acids. Gene Ontology annotation, molecular function: calcium ion binding. NCBI's taxonomy places the organism in Eukaryota, Metazoa, Chordata, Actinopteri, Cypriniformes, Xenocyprididae.